AUGCCUUUUUUGCCAAGAAGACGCAGAUCAACUAGAGUGACCAUACCUACCCUUCUGCUGCUUCUACUUUUCGCUGUCCAUUUUUAUUUCUUUACCACUGGGUUUUCUACAACGUGUACACGAUCUGAUGGAGAAGUUGUUCAUAAGCCGCAACGUAGCAGUCUGACAACAAGGAGUUUAGUCGUGAAUUGUCUAAAUCAAGAUCCGGGAUGUUUUAAAACAAACUUGACAAAAGGAAGCAACAGUGAGGUUUUUAAUCAUAAAGUAGAGCAAGUUGAAAAUGUAGCACAGAAAAUAAUAUCAAAGAAUAGCGGCUUACUCUCUAAUCUGAGUUCAAAGACAACAGAGUUUAAAGAGUACCCGGGAUAUUUUGAGAACUUCACGUAUUUUCAACUCAAUAGGUCACGUGUGUCGGACAUUCCUAGCCAGUAUUCGAUCCCAGGUGCGUCCGUGUGUUCAGGUGAUGUUGACCUGUUGGUGAUGAUUAUGAGCGUUAAACAGCACAGUGACUGGAGGCUACUCAUACGUCAGACAUGGGCGUCACCAAUUUACGACAAGUCCUGGAGCCAAAAAGGUUUGGUUCGAUUGGUCUUUUUCUUCGGGAAUGAAGGCUUCACAGAUGUAGAGAAUCUUGCAUUGUACAACGAAUCCAAACUUUAUGGGGACAUCGUUGUGGCAAGUUUUAAAGACAGCUACGGGAACUUGUCAUUAAAGUUAGCCACGGCUUUGACUUGGGCGUCCAAACAUUGCCCACAUGCUAAAUUUGUUGCUAAAGUGGACAUGGACACCUUUGUCCUACUACCAACUCUGAUGGAACUUCUCCAAACAAUAUCACACAACCACACGGAGUUUAUCCUAGGGUUCCAGCACCGAUACAUCAAACCUCUUGUGCGGCGUAAAGGCAGAUGGGCGGUGACGAAUGAAACUUACCCCUACUUUUACUUCCCUAAGUACAUCUACGGACAUUCCUACGUGAUAUCUGGUCCCGCGGUUCACAAAAUGGCUGCGAGCUUUCCCUUUGUUCACAUCGUUCCUAACGAGGACGCGUUCAUCACAGGUAUCAUGGCCGUCACGUUAAACAUCACCAGACUGGGCAAUCCUACCUUUGCCUACAGCUUAAAGAAAUAUAAAAUUUGUGAUUUGGUUUACGGAUAUUUUGUUACGGCGAUAUACAAGAAAAUUUUCUUGAAAGAAAUAUGGACGAAUGUACUAAAUAAGAACUGUUCUUCAGUAGUGAUUAAUUAA
Molecule: messenger RNA, 1245 nt
Organism: Physella acuta
Lineage: Eukaryota; Metazoa; Mollusca; Gastropoda; Physidae
Product: beta-1,3-galactosyltransferase 5-like
Biological process (GO): protein O-linked glycosylation
Cellular component (GO): Golgi membrane
Molecular function (GO): hexosyltransferase activity
Source: RefSeq, a predicted model, not a curated record